GGAGCAUCGAAAACUUCAAGUUCUUCAUCUGACUCUGACGCAGACUCCACAGCCUCUCCAUCCAAUUCCCAAACUUCUCUCCUCCUCACCUCCUCCGCUUCCGCUCGUUCUCGUCGUCUGGAAUUUCUAGCUGACAUGAAACGGAAUGACGGAAUCACCGCUGUGCGGUCACCCUACGAUGCAGAUCCGCAGCUGAGGUGGUUGCGGGAUUUGUACUACAAAUCCGGGAUGCGUCGGUUCUUCUGGAACGUGGAUUUUCCAAACUAUUUCAGAGCCUGGGAUUGGAAUGGUGCAUGGGAAAAGGAGUGCCGUGGAGCGGUGUUUGCUGGUAGUGGAGGUGCACAGCCUGUUGGAGGAGGGGUCGGCGGUUAUGGAAAUAGUGGAAGCAGCAAAAAUCUAGUCCCACCACGUCCUCCAGCUUUGACAAGAGAAGAAAAAAGACUGAUAGAAACCUUUCGGCGUGACGGCUUUCUCAAAAUCUCGCAUUGGCCAGAGUUACCAGCGAGAGAGCCUAAAUGGAGCCACUUAGCAUCUGGCCGGAUAAGAUUUCGGCCUUGGAAAAGGAGAACAGGCAGUAAGAAGGGAAGUGGUAGAGGUCGUAGAGCUUCUAGAAGCAUUAGUUCUGUUGAGGAUGAAGAAGAAGACGAGGACUACUCCAUCUGGGGCUCGCCUCGUUUCGACCGCUCUUACCUGAAUCCCUUGCUACAGCCCAAUUCUCUCUUGAGAAAACUAGUACAUGGGUAUCUUGGAACCAGCGACGUCGUCUACACUGGUGCAGACCAUUAUAGGCUUCACGAGCGAAACGCGCCAAAGAUGGAGAACAAGAGGUGGCACCACGACGGAUGUGGGACUAGGUUGAAGGCGUGGGUGUAUCUGAAAGACGUGCCAGGAAGCAGACGAGGUGGAAUGCCAACGAAGAUUUUGAGAGUUAUGGCUUUGAUGCUAUUGCUAAUGCACCGCCCACUUUUUAGAUGAAACGUUCAAUUCUUGCAAGAAACAGAAACUUCUGCUCUUCUAAUCCCCGAACGCAGCGAAUGAACUACUUCGAGCCAUCGCACUUCUUUGAGGGUCCUGCUAUUGGGAUGAACAAGCUCCGAAACCGCACAGUUGUUAGCGAGUUCGGACUUGUAGAGGAGUCAAGGAAAAUGGAGAAUGGGCAAGAGGAGGCAGAAACUGAAAGGGAAGAAGAACGGAAACGAGCAGCUCUAGAACUGAAGCGAGAUGAGCUGGAUGAGAUAACCAUGCCCACUACCCCGAACAGUGAAGACGAGCCGAAAGACUCCAUACCUUCAACAUCUUCUAGUACUAUAACAGGAGUAGCAAGAGCUACAACUAGUAGUAGUACACAGCAACAGCCGCGAAAUGACAUCGGGACGAAGAAAACUGCGACGUCUUCUAUUGAUGACGCGCUGCUCCACCUCCCUAUCGGAGACAUCACAGUCGAAGAGCAACCGCCCCUUGAAGAGUCUGCGUCCCUACCUCGCUAUGGGCCGGCUGUGGAGAUGAGUGGGCUACAGUUUGGUGGGUUCAUCUUCGAUACGAACGCGGUCCAUGGUGCUGAGGUAAGGUGGCCGUUCGUAAAUAAGACAACCCGGGAAGUCAUGGUUCUCGAAUUCUCUGCGAUGGAACACGCCGUGAGGCUGCCUAGACCAAGGAAGUUUGUUAUGCUCAUGGCAGUAGACAUAAUUUUUACGCGUAUUAAACCUCUUGCAAGCACACGGCCCCGGCCGGUUGGCUCCCCGGUCUCCGCGCCUUUGAGUAGCAGGCGCACAGUGCCGGGCGUCCUCUAUCCCUGAGGCCGCUUGCUUACAACGAAGAGAGCCAGCUGCGCCUGCCCUGAAGGGGGCAGAUGAGGCGCCCGCACGGUAGCCAAAUCCGUCGGCCGCGGCGUGUGUGGCGUUGCGUUCGCUGUUCAUGACUGACGAACAACCGGCGUGGCCCAGGUAGGCGAACCGAAACAAACGGAGGAGCAACUACCCCACGGCGGGCCGCCCUACUUUGGUGGCGAGAUCGAUGGGGCGGUCGGGGGUCUUGGGGAGCAAAUGGAAGGGGGCCGAUGCAGGUGCUCGAUGGCCGGGCCAAUGUGCCAAGUCGCCUUGGACCGGCGCCAGGUUAUGGGCUGGCUUGGCAUUUUUGUGCUUGAGGUUCGUAGCUUGUUGGAAGAGGACGCCACGAAGAAAGGCGGGCGCGCUGGCCAAAAGGCCGCCCGGUGGAGGCGCUGGCGCUGAGGGGGCUGCAGAUGGGCCAUGGCGUAGCCUCUGCGAAGUUCGCGCCGUGCUUUUCGCUUUUGAAGCCCAAAAACCUCCGAGGGGCUAGCUUAGCCCCCUUCGCGUAGACGAGCCAAGAAUGAACGCGCAGAACUUCCAGCAGCGUCGUGCCCCUGGGAUGGCUUAUGAGCUGCAGGCGACCGCCCCUGCGCCUGAUUCCAGCGGUGACAGCAUGGGGGGGAGUCGAAGACGGGGAGCGCUCCCUUGUGGAGGUUGAUGGCCUUGGGUUGCUCAGGCCUUCCAUCUGUGCUGAUCGCCGAGUUGAGUGAGCUGGCUCCUCUUUUUGUCCAGAAAUAAUAUCGCUGGACUUCUUUAAACACAGCGGGGCCCGGGCUGCGAUCGAACGCCGCAAGCCUCUUUCGAUGGUGCAAGUGUCUGCAUAGCUCUAAACGUUGGUGACAAAGUGGCGCUGGGGUGAGUUUGUUACUGUGUUCGCAGGCCGUGUGUUCCCAGCGGGGUGCGGUGGGUGCGUGUCUCGACUCAGUCUCGCAGAGUGUGAAGCACCUAGAUAGGGGCCGCCGUUUGCUGCGGCGAGCAAGCUGGCUGUGUCCACCCUCAACAGUGGAGGCAUUCAAAGCGCGACGUCAAGAGGAGCAGGCAAGGGCGAGGCGUGGCAUUUUAGUGUCAGUGUCUGUCUCGCUUCUGAAGAGGAUCGUGAGUAGUGGGGUGAUGCGCUGGCGAGCGGAACUGACGGGGGUACUUGAAGGACAGAACAGCACUCCCCAAAGGGCACCACGAUGGCGGAGAUUCUUUCAACUGAGGACCACGAUGACAGCAAUCGGAAGGACAUUGAAGCAAGUGGUUGAUCCAGUCGCACCUGCUUCCAUCAAUCAUGGAAGCCCUCUGAUUGGCGGAGACACCUAAGGAGCCUGGCUGCAGGAUAGGGCGCCUGAGAAGCGAGUUUUAUGAAAACAAUCAAAAGCAACCUGGGCGGCGCGGGGGGUGAAGUGCCUCGCUGGUGGGCUCCAUGUUUGGAAUUGUGACAAAGAAGCUGAUCGGGCUGCAUCGGUGGAGGAGGUGAAGAGGGCAGGCAGGGCCUUCAUUUCAAGGAGCGCGCCGGUGGCGCUGAAAUAGUCGGCCAGCCAUAUGGCUAAGAGCUUGCGGCGCAUGGCGCCGGCUUCACCUGAGCGAGGGAAAGCGAGUGGCGCGGCCAUUCGGGGGCAUUUCUGUGGUGGGAACUUGUUACAAGUUGCCCACGCGGACAGCUCGGCGCAUGGCUCAGCUGGCGAAGCUUGUGCGCAUGGAUGGGCUUCCUUCGGUCGCGCGAGUUUGACGUGGUGGCGCGUUUGUUCUUUGCUGCUCGCGGGUUCGCUCACUGGGCUUGAGGGAGCAAGAAGCCCACGCGCUGGUGGCUCUUUUCGGGUUCUCUCUUUGUUUCGUAUUCUUUCUUCAAAGCUGGCGCACUGAAAGAAUGAAACGGGGGGCGUGCUCUUAGGUUCUUGCUUGGCUUGUGCUGUCGUUUGCUUUGCCUUUUCGUUAUCAUUUCACCCACUCCACCAAUUUUUCUCACUUUGUUCAAUAAACAUACUAGCAGGGGGGCAUGGUGAUUGAUAGAUAAACAUGCUUACUCUUCUUUUCGCUCUCUUUCUGCCUCCGACCCUUUGAUGCGCCGCAGCAUGCAAGCUAUCGUCGUAAGCAGUGUGCUAGAAGUUACUCAGUCCCAUUCUAGAUAGGUUGCUGGGAUAAUUACAGCGGCGGCAGGGACGGCUUGAGUGUUGGGACGCGCAUGACGCUGAAUACCCCCGGCCACACGCGCCAGCGCCAGUCUUGGAAAAGAAAGAGCGCGAUCUACCUAGACCCGCCCAGCUAGGUUAGUAGAGCUAUACUUACAUACACGGCCACUUCCGCAACAAGACAAGGAACACGCGCACCCUCUCUGCUAGCGCGUAGCGCCCGUCUGAUGACUUCACUUUCCACUUUACUCCUUCUAAUUCCGAAUGGGCUUGGGAGGCUGGCGCGAUUCCGGAAGGCCAUUGCACUCCCGCGGACCCAACACAGUGGGUAAGAUGGGACUACUGCCAUCAACCGAGUGAUCCAAGUAAGUGGGUGAACCUGUGGGACACGGGCGCAGCGAGAGGUCCGCACAACCGUCAAUUUUGGGCCUUUCCUUACGCUGAUGAUGGCUCUUUUGUGAAGUUUGGAGCAUGAUGUUGAUGACAGGAGCAACCCACCCGACAAGGAACUUUACGACUUGUGCGUAUGGAAUUUGAACUGCUAUGGGAAUUUCAAAUGACAGAAAAUAACCUCAAGGAGCUACAGCGGGGCUAAACAAAAUAUUGCUAUGUUGAAAACCAAAACCAAUUACAAGGCCAAGAACCGUUAACACUAUAAUGACUACUCAUGAUAAACUUCUUAUACUUAGCGACGCCUGGGCGUGGGCCUAUAGAAGGCAAGAAUGGCAAUCAUGGCUCAUACAUUCAAGGAUGUGGAAUGUUGUACGCACACAUGAUGUCAUUUUGAAAGUUUCUCGUAUCGCGAACGCUGUUGCGGGGGUUGCAGCUAC
Messenger RNA from Amoebophrya sp. A25, 4770 nucleotides. Lineage: Eukaryota; Dinophyceae; Syndiniales; Amoebophryaceae. The record is from the annotation of a GenBank genome assembly.